Lottia gigantea (owl limpet) is the source of this 3663-nucleotide messenger RNA. RefSeq lists its product as hypothetical. Gene Ontology annotation, molecular function: endopeptidase inhibitor activity. Gene Ontology annotation, cellular component: extracellular region. NCBI's taxonomy places the organism in Eukaryota, Metazoa, Mollusca, Gastropoda, Lottiidae. The record is from RefSeq and is a predicted model, not a curated record. The coding region runs from base 21 to 2498 and encodes 825 amino acids. The transcript is spliced from 19 exons.
AGGCAAUCAAUACACAAUAUAUGACUGACAUAGAUGUGUAUUAUAGAGAAAUUAAUCCAUUUUAUUAUGAAGAUAUGGAUGAUGUAAUGGUUGAUUUUGCCGAUAAUGGUCCAGCUCCUAAUGCAGGAAUGGGUGUUGGUGGUUCAGUUCAAAAACUGGCUGAAGUCAAACAUGUUCGUAAAUAUUUCCCUGAAACAUGGCUGUGGGAGAGUGGUAAAACAGGAUUAAAUGGUGAAUUUGUGUUUUCAUCGAGAGUACCAGAUACUAUAACAUCUUGGUUUGCUACUGCUUUCUCUGUUAGUCCUACUAAUGGUCUAGGUUUAACAACUACACCAGCUAAAUUGAAUGCCUUCCAAAAAUUCUUUGUGAGUUUGAAUUUGCCAUAUUCCAUAAGACGUGGUGAGAAUUUUGAAUUGUUGGCUUCAGUCAGUAACUAUCUGAAACAAGAUAUUAAUGUUGUUGUAACAUUAAAAAGAUCAGAUGAUUUUGCUGUAUUGAAUUCCAAUAGUUUAGAUGAAGAGUAUGUUAGUGAGGAGAUGAUAGAAACUAUAUUAGUGAAGAGUGAUAGUGUCAAGACAAUUUCAUUCCGAAUUCAACCGAAGAAACUUGGUGAUAUAACUGUCUCAGUGAAAGCUCAACCACCACAGAGUAGUGGAGAAGAUGGUGAUGCUGUUGAUAAAACGGUCUUUGUUAAGCCUGAAGGUUUUAAGAUGAUGAAUGCCACAUCAUUCUACGUUGAUUUAAGUGAAACAACAGCCUAUGAUGAUGAGGUUGAUAUUUGGUACCCUAUAGAUGUUGUAUCUGGCUCAAGACGUGCUGAAGUCCAAGUUACAGGAGAUGUAAUGGGACCAGCAUUAGAUGGAUUAGAGAAAUUACUUCAAGUACCAUAUGGUUGUGGAGAACAGAAUAUGAUUUCCUUUGUACCUAAUAUAUAUGUAUGUGAUUAUCUUACAAGUGUUGGAAAAAUUACAGAAGAUAUUAGAUCUAGAUCAGUCAAAAAUAUGCAGAGAGGAUAUCAAAGAGAGUUGAAAUAUAGACAUGGAGAUGGCUCAUUCAGUGCUUUUGGUGAAUCUGAUGAAUCUGGUAGUACAUGGUUAACAGCCUUUGUAUUAAAGUCGUAUACACAGGCCAGUAGCUAUAUUACAGUUGAUAGUUCUAUACAAUCCAAGUCUGUUCAGUUCUUAAAGAAUCAGCUCAACAAAAACGGAUCAUUUAAUGAACCAGGACGAGUUAUUCAUACGGAGAUGUUGGGAGGUGCUGGUAGAGAUAAUAAAGGUCUCACAGCCUUUGUUUUAACAGCUAUGUUGGAAAGUAAAGAUCAUAUUGAUCCUACAUUAUAUGAACAAGCUACACGGGGCAGCAUAAAUUAUCUAGAAGGGCUUGUUGACAAAAAUGGAAUUUCCAGAACCUAUGAAAAAGCUAUCAUUCUCUAUGGUUUGACAUUAGCUAAGAGUCCUAAAGCCAAUGUUUUAUUGAAUCAGUUAAUGGAUGCUAAUUUUGAAAAACCAUGGUCCAGAACUGAUACAGUUACCACUAAAAGUCCUGUAACUGAUGACAUUAGGAUAACACCUUACCAUCCACCCAAAGCAACAGCUUCAGAUGUAGAAACUUGGGCUUAUGUUUUAUUGAGUUUAUGUGAAUUAGAUAGAGUGGCUGAAGCAAGACCUACUGUCAAGUGGUUGAUGUCACAACAAAAUAGUUUUGGUGGUUAUCAUUCUUCACAAGACACCGUUGUUACUUUACAAGCUCUAGCAUCCUUUGCCAAGAAAACAUCUAGUGCUGAGAAAGACAUGAUUGUUAAUGUAGAUGCUAAUGGUUUAAAGAAAACUUUCACUGUUAAUAAGGACAAUUCUCUCAUUUUACAAUCAGUAGUUUUGUCUGAUGAUUCUAGAAAUGUUAAAGUAAGAGCUACUGGAAGUGGUACUGCUAUAGUCAAGGUUAUGUGGAGAUAUCACUCUAAAACACCUAUACCUUCUCUCUUACCACAAAAUGGUCAAAAUAAGGCACCUAUUAUUCUACGAGCAAGCACCAAUAUAGUAUCCAAUGGUCAAUCUGUGGUCUCAGCUUGUGUGAAAUGUGCUGAAGAUAUUGGUAUGAGUAUGAUAUCAUUUGACAUGCCCAGUGGUAAUACACCCACUAAUGUUGAAGAACUGAAAAAGAACAAACAAAUCAAACGUGUUGAAGAAAAAGAUGAAGCUUUACAUCUUUACCUUGAUAAAAUACCGGAAUCAGAAAGCUGUUUUAAUGUUGAAUUAAUGCAGACUCAAGAUGUAAAGAAUAUACAAGAUGCACCAAUUAUUGCUAAAGCCUAUUAUCAAACAGAAAUUGAGACAUCUGUUUUAUAUAAUAUUGCUGAGAAAAGUGUAGAUUUCUGUGAUAUGUGUAAAGGAGAUGGUUGCGUGGGUUGUUCAUCCAGCAUGGCUAAUAAUUGGAAUAAAGCCAGCCUUACAGCUGUAGCAUUGAUCUGUGUUCUACUUAGUAUCAUCUUUGCUAUCUAAUACUAUAUUUUACCAAUGUAUCUCCGUAUAAUGUUGAGCUGUUGGGCAAUUUUUAACGAAUAUCUGAAUUUUUGAUAUAUAAAUAACAUACCGGUUUAUGUCUGAAAUCAAAUUUAUUAACCCCCUGUUUUUGUUUUUUGGUAACAUGUUGACUGCCAUCAAACUAAAAAGUCAGGUCUCAAUAUGAGUGGUGUUAACACCUGUUAAUCAUGAGCUAAGAAUUUGAUUGUUAUGAAGCAAAAUUGACCUACUUUAAUUCUCCCUACUUAGGGAAAUGGUGAAAGCUAGGCACAGAUGACAGGAACAGCAAUUUACAGUUUGGUAGUCAACAGAUCAAUAACAUACUGUAAUUUUUGAACCACCUUAGUACUUAUUUCAUGACAUUUGUUCAUUAUCUUUACAUAUCUUUUAAUACUGUAGAUAGAUUUGUUGUUUUUAUUCUUUUUAUUCUCUUUACAAGUUUUAUUGAUGUUUAUAAAUGCAACAUGACAACUGUGUAGCCUACUGAUUUGAUAGCAAAUAUUAAAAAUUUACACUUGAAUACACAGUCUAUGAGUAUACAUAAUGUGAUAUUUUAUGCCUAAUACAUAUUUCAGAAUGUGCCUUAAAAUAGAAUAUUUCUAAAUUAGACAUUCCAUAUGAUAUGUGUUGUGAAUUUUUAUCAAUUUUUUGGUCAGGUAUAUUUUUUAUAAUUAAAUCUGUAUCCUGUGAUAAUAUGUAGUGACAGGGUAUUGAUAGUAACGUUAAAGUACUUAAUUUGUUUAAUAUUUGUAUGCUCAAAACAAAUAUAGAUCUAUUCUACAUUGGUAUUCGUAUGUGUUGAGAUUUUGUAUUGGAUGUUAUUACUUAUGUUACAAAAUGAUGAUCAGAUAAUGUUUGUAUUUUAAUCGAGAAUUUAUCAAUGAUGAUGCAAUGUUAUCAACAUAAUCUUGUCUUACCUGUAAUUUUACUUCUUACUUUUUAUUUUAAAGUGAGAAAAAUUACAUGACCAAAUUUCUUUUCGAUACUUUUCUAGCAAAUUUACACAAUAAUUUUUCAUGUCACUAUUGUUUUUUGAAAAAGUCUAUGUUAUGUACAGGUAGAUUUAUAUGGUCAUUAUAUUUUUACUACUAUAAUAGUUUAUUCUUCUGUUGUCUUAAAAAUAAAGUAGUUUCUUAUCAUGUAA